AUGGCUACACCAGAAACCCCUCCAGUCACUUCUUGUGCCGUGCCGGGAAUCGAUCAAUCAGUCUCGCAAGAAAUCCCAGGUACAAUUGAAAACCUUACAAUGAAGUCCGAAAUCGGAAUCCCUGCUGGCGACGUUGAGUGUAAGAAGCGGAACUUCAUCCGCAGGAUCCCAUAUAACAACGGCUAUGGCAAUUUCGUCUUCCAUAGAUGGUUGGAAGAUCCCGUAGAUUGCGUCAGACCAAAUUUCAAUCUUUGGAGAGAUGGAAGUUAUGGAAACUCAGUUAAGGAGUUGGAUGGAUUUGAGCGGUCUGGAUCCUUCGCAUUCUUCAAGCUGCCAGAUCUUAUUCGCAAAAUGGUUUUUCUACUUUUGCUCAGACCGCUAUUUGAGUAUGACAAGGACUCCGAGAAGAGCUUUGUGCAGUUCAUCUUUGGAGAAAGCAGCGCCUGGGUAGGCAACGAACUCAUGCUACUCACUAAGAAAGCAACACCAAAGCCAUAUUGGGCCGGAUGGAGAAUGGGGAUUGACUGGCACUUCCUGGAAUCCAUUAGACAAGCCUCCAACGUGAACACGACCUUUCGAAAAGAGUUGGCAGAUACUCUAUGGUCAAGGACCGGAAUUGCUACCUAUGGCAAUAAUUCGUGGCUAGCUAUCCCAGAAAUUCUCCAGCAAAGACCAUCUAUCUGCGCUGGAAUUAAGUAUCUGUACAUUGGACUAGACCUCAGCCGAGAAAGAAAUACAGACAGUUUCGAAGACUGGUGUGAAAGCCUCUCUCAGCGGUUGAUCUUGGAACGAUUGACAGUCAAGGUCCUCAUGGAAAAAGAGGACAUCCCGAGGGUACUAAGCGAGUGGUUUCCCAACCUUGCAGCCGCAGAGACUUUGAAUGUCACACAAAGCUUCACUGUUUCUGUCAGUAUUCGACUUGGAGGUGAGAAGCCGGGUCAGAUACUUGAUGAGUCCGGAUCUGGCAUUAACGAACAAUAUCGCAAGGAGCUUGUGGAACUGAUGAUGCCUAAGAGCCUUCGGCCAAAAGUCUUCUUGUCUGCAACUGAGACAUAUCUUGAAAGUCGUCAUCACAUCACUUCGAACAAUCCUCCUACUAUGUCAUCAGCACCAUGCAUAUUCUGCGUAGAGAUUCAAGAACCAUUUCCUGGCAUUGACUCUUUCGACAAAAUUUUCCUUCUCCGAGCUACCUAUCUCGAGCGCGCGAAAGAACAUAAAGGCACAUAA
Messenger RNA from Mollisia scopiformis, 1227 nucleotides. RefSeq lists its product as uncharacterized. The record is from RefSeq and is a predicted model, not a curated record. Lineage: Eukaryota; Fungi; Ascomycota; Leotiomycetes; Helotiales; Mollisiaceae. The transcript is spliced from 5 exons. The coding region runs from base 1 to 1227 and encodes 408 amino acids.